Molecule: messenger RNA, 108 nt
Organism: Theileria orientalis strain Shintoku
Lineage: Eukaryota; Apicomplexa; Aconoidasida; Piroplasmida; Theileriidae
Exons: 2
Coding region: 1-108 (35 amino acids)
Source: RefSeq, a predicted model, not a curated record
AUGACAAAUGUACUAUUGGAUAUGGCUCUACUGAGAGAUUUAAUCGGGGAAUCCGUAGAAUUAACAGCUACAGUUCAAAUCGCCAUUUGUGGUCUAUCAAAGUCUUAA